Molecule: messenger RNA, 4368 nt
Organism: Metarhizium album ARSEF 1941
Lineage: Eukaryota; Fungi; Ascomycota; Sordariomycetes; Hypocreales; Clavicipitaceae
Exons: 1
Coding region: 1-4368 (1455 amino acids)
Biological process (GO): transcription initiation at RNA polymerase II promoter
Cellular component (GO): transcription factor TFIID complex
Molecular function (GO): transcription cis-regulatory region binding; RNA polymerase II general transcription initiation factor activity; chromatin binding
Source: RefSeq, a predicted model, not a curated record
AUGUCGCUUCUUGAUGGUGUCGAGACACACCCUCUGCUACAGACAAAUGACAACUUGCCGACCAUAAAGGACGAUCCAGUUCAGGAGUUUUUUGUCAUCAAGCAGGAGGCAAAGCUGGACGUGAAUUUUCGCGAGCGAAGGAUCGAUGGCACUGUUGACAUCUACAUCGUCAUCUUCUCCGAUAAUACCGAGGAGAUCCGUCUCGAUGCAGCCCACUGCGAAAUCGACACGAGUAAUGUGACCAUUACCGAGAUGCGAGACGUCCACGGGGAAGUGAUUGAGGGACAGAAGCAAAAGGUGUCUGCCGAAUACCAGGACCCGUACCACAAACUCUUUCAUUCCAAGAACUGGAACUGGACGGCCGAGCACCAUGACCUUCGUCGGAACAGGGCCCGAAAUGUCUUCUACAACCGAAAGACUGAUGUUCCCGCCGAGAAUAGAGAGAUCGAGGGAUGCACACCAGUCUACGGGUCGUUAAGGGUCAGUCUUCGUGGGGCCAAGGACAGCGAGCGCCCCAAGUUGAUAAUCAGGAAAUCAUCCUUGAACGUCGACGGCGCCAACAGGGGGCACAAGCAGUUCAAAGUGACCGUUCCCUUUACCAACAAGAACCCGCGGGAUGGCCUGCAUUUCGUUGGAGUGGAUGCUCUUGACAGUCGCUACACACACAUGUAUACACGACAUUCAAUCCAUCCAGGAACGGCAUCAUGCAUUUUUCCCUGCGUAGACGACCACGGCGCCCGGUGCGACUGGAGAAUCUCGAUACGAUUUCCUCGAACCCUUGGGGAAGCGCUCCAGCAAGCGCUGGCCACGCAACAGGACACCGCGGUCGAUGGUGUUGACAAGUCUCAUGACAAUGAUGACCGCCAGAUGCUGCUGGCAGAAGAAGACAAGCUCCGAGAGAUGACCGUGGUUUGUUCUGGGUUCCUCAUGGAGGAGACGAUCGACCCUCAAAACGACCACAAAAAGAUCAUGACAUUUGAGCCGGAAAAGAAGGUGUCAGUGCAAAAAUUGGGAUUUGCCAUUGGGCCGUUUGAGCAUAUCGACCUCUCAUCUGAAUUUAGAGCAGAGGAGGAUGAAGUCAAGCUCGGCGUGAGCGCCUUGAAGGUCCAUGCCUACUGCUUGCCUGGCCGCACUGACUGGGUACGCAAUACAGGGGCGGCCUUGACAAUGGCAGCGGACUUCUUGACCUACACCUUUGCUAAAUAUCCCUUUGGCAACUUCAAAAUCUGCUUUCUCGAAGACAUGGUGGAGGACACUGUGCCGUUGCAUUCGCUGGCAUUUAUCAGUACACGUCUGCUUUUCCCAGGGGACAUCAUCGACACUGAAAUCGAAACAACCAGGAAGAUUGUCUUUACUUUGACGUACCAGUGGAUCGGUAUCAACAUGAUACCCAAUACCCGCAAUGAUCUCUGGCUUGUUCUCGGUAUCGCCCACUACAUGACCGAUUUAUUCAUGAAGAAGCUCUGUGGAAACAAUGAACAUAGAUUCCGUAUGAAGACUAUGUCGGACAAGCUGGUCAUUGUCGACAUUGAUCGACCGUCUUUGUUCGAUCUUGGUCCAAACUUGCACUUGGGAGAGUUUGAAAUGGAUUUCAUGGCCUUGAAGGUCCCCGUGGUCUUCUUCAUCCUUGACAAACGAAUGAUUAAGGCCUCUGGUGGCCAUGGCCUGACGAGAAUCCUCCAAAAGUUCUUGACCAAGGCCCAGAUCGAAAGCAGCGAUCGUUCCACUAUUCUGGAUACAGAGAAGUUCAGAGCUGUAUGCGAGAAGGGCUCGCGGUAUCGUUUGGAGGCCUUUUGGAACCAGUGGGUAUAUGGCUCAGGCUGCCCCAGAUUCGACGUCAAGGCAAAAUUCAACAAGAAGAGGCUUUGCGUGGAGUUGACUCUUAAUCAGAUACAACACCAAGCAGCCAAGAGAACCGGGGGACUGGAAAAGGAUGACUUUUUACGGGUCGUCAAGGAGCGACGAGCCGGACUGAAGUUGGGAGAGGUGCAGCCGUUGUUUACUGGACCCAUGACUGUGAGGAUCCACGAAGCCGACGGCACUCCCUACGAGCACAUCCUUGAGAUACGGGAGGAUGCUACACGAUCGACAAAGUUUGAAAUCCCCUACAAUACUAAAUAUAAGCGACUCAAGCGGACGCGACGCAUGAAGGAGAAGCACAGUGGUGGCGCAAGCAUGGAGAUUGCAGAGAAUGCUGAUGAUGCGUUGCUUUACUGCCUUGGAGAUGUGCUUCAGACCCCGGACGACCUAAAGGAUUGGGAACUCAUAGAGUGGGACCCAGAGACGGAGCGAAAGAUGGACCAAGAGUCUUACGAAUGGAUACGUGUUGAUGCCGACUUCGAGUGGGCGUGUGAUAUGAAACGCACUCUCGAGCCGUACAUGUACGUUUCCCAACUGCAACAAGACAGGGACGUGGUAGCACAGCAAGACGCCAUGCUCUAUCUCACUCAUGGACCACUCCACCCUAUUGCUUCUGGCUUCCUUGUUCGAACCUUGAUUGACCGGCGAUACUUUCAUGGCAUCCGGACGAUGGCUGCUGAGGCACUACCGCGGCAAUCGAACAUCAAGGACAUUCCCCUACUAGGCUUGAGACAGCUCAUGAGGGCAUUCCGUGAAAUGUUUUGCUACCAACAAACCAACCAGCCGCUUCCGAAUGAUUUUACGGACAAGAAACAGUAUCAUGUUAGGCGUGCUGUAAUCAAGGCCAUUUCUGAAGUUCGAGACCAAACCUACCGCUGUCCGCUGGAAGCGCGUCAUUUCAUCCUGGACCAGCUCUUGUUUAACAACAACGAGGACAAUCCGUACUCGGAUCACUUCUACAUCGCCACUCUGGUCGAAGCUCUUGCUACAUCUCUCAUCCCAUCUAAGAAGGACGACUGGCUUGCUCGUCAAAGCAAAGCCCCAGAUGAGGAAGAGCGCCUGUUUCUUGAAAAAGCCAUGGAACAGAUCGAACGCGUCCUGCGGCGUGACGAAUGGACCAACUCGUACCAGAACCUGUGGACUAUUGCUGGCCUGGACGCGAAACAGCGGCUUAUGAAGGCAGAGGUUAUCCCAAAGAACUAUUCUGACUUCGCCCAAUAUCUGUUGGACGGCACCCGAGACUUGAUCCGUAUCAAGGCCUUCGAGGCUCUCAUAGACUUGGGAGCCCUCAUGGAUGCGACCUUCUUCAAUUUCUUUCUCUUUGCACUCAUGACGGACAGAUCCCCAUUCGUUCGCACCAAGCUCAUUCGAGCGAUGGCCAGUGGUCUUGCUGCAAUCGCCUUUGGAGAACAGACCAGGAUUGUCAAGAAUGAACCGGCGACGGACGAUAUCGAAGAGACGCUUCUCCUGGUGCAGGAUAGUGCCCAGGAGAUUGAAGCGAGGAAGGAAAGGAUUGCCCGUAAAGAAAAUCUCGAUGCUGCCCUCAAGGCUUUGCGAAAGGAAAUGGACGAGAUUUAUGUCAAGGAUGAACGAUUUUACAGCAAUGCAAUGCGUAAGGCGCUCGACCAUCGUGGCCUAGGACGAAGCGAGGUAGAGAGUCUGCUGGACUUGGCAGCCAUGAUGUUUGAGGAGACUCAGGGCUGGGUGCUGACGCUCAACCUCCCCAAGGCCUGGACGGUGGAGAGACCCGUCAAGAGGCUCGCUGAUCGAUUGAUUGUGCGCUUCAAGUCACACUACAAGACGCAACCGAAGGAGCCCAUUACCUUUCCUGAUGUUCCUGGAGACAGUCGACCGCCCGUUAUUCCUAAACCACCCUCUAUCAAAAUCAGCACCACCAAGUUGUCCACACCACAACGUCCCACUCCCGCUCCAGGCCGGAGCAAAAGCGAGAUCAUUGCCGCGUCGUGGGUGUCAAACGCCAAUGGUACGGAAACAAAGCUAAAGCCCGGAAAUAGUGCAACACAUGCGUCAGCCGCACCAAAGCGACCUCGACCGGAAAAUGAAAGCGGUACUCCUGUACCAAAGCGCACAAAGACCGAGUCAUCCAUCAUCGAUGGUGACAAGACAUCCAAGAAGAGGCGUAUGGUGACGCUGAAGACGGGCGACCCUAAAAGUUUGUCUGUGAUUCUUGGAUUGCCAACCGGGCCAGCACCCAUGGCAAGAACGGCGCUUCCUACCGGAGCCCCCAAGGAAGCUUCACCAGGAAGUUCCAGGAACAACAUCACUGCCAAGCCGAGAAAGCCACUACCUUCAGGCGAAGUUACGCGAAAGCCGCUGCCGGGAACGGCUUCACCGGUACCACAGUCAACACCAAAGUUGUCUAUUGACGCCAAGGUUGCAACGCCGUCGGCUGGCAAAGCUAGCAGCCCCCCUACCUCGGCGACACCGGUCAGCGCCAGGCCAAAGAUCAAGAUUAUCCGAAAACCACAGCCGCCGCCCACGUCCUAG